Rhineura floridana is the source of this 2526-nucleotide messenger RNA. RefSeq names its product E3 ubiquitin-protein ligase TRIM58-like. The record is from RefSeq and is a predicted model, not a curated record. Lineage: Eukaryota; Metazoa; Chordata; Lepidosauria; Squamata; Rhineuridae. Bases 345 to 1868 code for a protein of 507 amino acids. Gene Ontology annotation, molecular function: zinc ion binding; protein binding. The transcript has 7 exons.
CGCUUGCCUUGCACCACAGGAACUUGUUUGCCUUGUUUGUGAGAUCCUCCAAGGUGGUGACCUCAUCUCUUGGCGAGGUUCCCAGUUCUUUCUCGCUCUUCCCCAGUUCUGAGGCUGCUUUGUUGCGAGAGAAGCUUGCCUCUGUGUUUUUGUUGUGUAGCUCUGGAAUGGAAACCACCAGCCACACAGAAAGCCAUGGAGCAGUUCCAAGGAGGAAAUUCUCAACCAGAUCUCCCUCCCUAUGGUAGCCACUCCCACCACAGUAGAAUGUGCUGGGCCUCAGUUCGGAAAGGACAGUACCACCCAACCUGUCAGAAGGAUUGAAGAAGCCUUCUUUAGCAGACAUGGCCUCGGUGGAAGACCCCGUGGGGAGGCUUCAGGAAGAGGUGUCCUGUUCCAUCUGCUUGGAGUAUCUCAGGGACCCAGUGACCAUCGAGUGUGGCCACAACUUCUGUUAUGCUUGCAUUUCCAACUACUGCGAACGUGGAGCCAGUACUGUGACCGGGCUAGCUCUUUGCCCGCAGUGCCGGGCCAGUUUCUUGCUUAGCAGCUCACGCCCCAACAAACAACUGGCCAACAUUGUGGAGGGCAUUGAGCAGCUGGCUCUGCAGCCGAGCAGAGGCCCUGGCGAGGCCUUGUGCGAGAGGCACGGCAAGAAGCUGCGGCUUUUCUGCCAAGACGAUGGCGAGCCUAUUUGCCUGGUGUGUGACAAAUCCCGAGAGCAUCGAGAUCACACAGUCCUGCCCAUUGAGGAGGCUGCUCAUGACUACAAGAUUAAGCUCCAGGAAGCUGUGGAUGUUCUCAGGAACGUUCUGGGGGAAGCGUCAAAGCUGGAAGCACAAGAGGCGGAGAAAACAGCUCGGUGGAAGGCCUUGAAAUGGAAAUGGACUGCUUUCAAGUUGAUCCCGACCUAUGGCUGCCCUACGAAUAGGGUUUUCAUGGAGAAAGUGGAGGAACGUAAAGCGCUCGUUGUAUCAGGGUUUGAAAGACGCCGCCAGGCAAUGGCUGAAGAGGAGCAGCUGCUUUUGAGGCAGCUUCAGGAUGAGGAGCAGGAAACACUGAAGAAGCUGCAGAUAAACUGGGCCUUCCUGCUUGGGCAGUGUGCCGGGCUGCGGGAUCUGAUCUCGGAGAUGGAGUGGAAAUGCCAGCAGCCAGCUGCCUCCUUCCUCAAGGAUGUGAAAGUCACCUUGACCAGGAGUGAGGGUAUAUCUCUGCAGGAACCCCAGCCCAUCCUGCUGGAUCUACAAGAGUCAUAUGACGUUCCUGGGCAGAUGGAGUCACUCCAAAGAUACAGAGUACCUGUGACCUUCGACCCUGACACAGCGAAUCCCUACCUGCUUCUAUCUGAGGACCUGCUCAGUGUGCAAGUUGUGGAUCGGAAGCAACAUCUGCCCAACAGCCUGUCCCGCUUUGAGACAUGCACUUGCCUGCUGGGUUGUGAGCAGUUCAAAUCUGGGAGGCAGUACUGGGAAGUGUGUGUGGAGAACAAGACCAGCUGGACGCUAGGUGUGUGCAGAGAAUCUGUGAGCCGCCAAGGUAUCUUUACACCCUCGCCGGCAACAGGGUUCUGGACGGUGUGGCUGAGGAAUGGAGACGAGUACGCAGCCCUCACUUCCCCUCUCACGGAACUAGUCCUGAGACCGAGGCCUGGAGUCAUUGGCAUCUUUCUGGACUAUGAUGCAGGAGAGGUCUCCUUCUAUAACGCUGAUAAUGGGUCCCACAUCUUUACCUUUGCAGACUCCUUCUCGGUAACCCUCCGGCCUUACUUCUAUCCUGGGGUCCGGGCAGGAGGGCUCAAUGAUGCUCCACUCAUCAUCCAACCAGCACCCAACCAGAUAUCAGGAAAAUCUUGCCCUUCCCACCAAUGAGGCCUUUUCAUGUUGCUAACUGUGGAACUCCCUGCCAGUGAAUGGAAACAAAGUUGCAUGCACUGAAGGAUUAGAUGAAUCUGUGAAAAACACAACAGCACAGAGAGGAAGAUCUGGAAGAUGCAUUCUGCAUAUGGGCAAGAUCUAACUGAUUUGCCAGAUAUGAGGCCCGCAAAGAAUUUUCUUCCAGAGUUAGCUAUUGACCCUGGGAAAUUGUCUUACCUGAAGCAUGUGGCUUGGUUUACUUUCUUGAGUCUUCUAGUACUAUUUGCUCUGUAAGCACCUUUCUGCAGUACAUCUCUUCACAUGUGGAGUAAAAUGCUUUACUACUCUUGCAGAUGUAGCACAAUGUGAUCUGCAAUGCAUAGGUUCUUAUCUUUGGGUCUGGUGGAUGAAGGGUUGAGGUUCAGGGCAAACGGUUGGCUAGAUGGAUCGCAAGUCUGUUUCCUGCCAUGUAUAUUAUUUGGCUGGAAUAAUACAUAAAUCUGCUGAUAGGAGAUAAAUGUGAAUUAUAUACGAAGCAGGCUCUAUACCAGAAAUGAUUUUUGUGUGUCUGCGUGUGAUUCCCAAGCAAAUUUUCCUAAUUCAAAUAUAUUUACAAACAUCUUAGUUUGAUUUCUACCCACUUAUACUUUCCUAUGUAUGCAGUUUUUAUAAA